GUCGGGCACUGGCGCGGCAGCCGAGCGCCACUACGGUUUUCUUUUAUCACGUUCAAAUCCUAUUAUAAUCACGGGCACUUCACUUACCGAGUAUUUAACCCUCUCAGUUCCCUCAGUCAUUUCCCAACUCUAUACUGUUUAUCGUUGUGAAGGCUGUGACUUCGACUAACGUCACACUGCAUCUCACUGUCGCAUUCGUUUGAGGCGACUUGUCACGAGUCUACAUGAAAGCUUACUCCAUUUUGCAACUUCCAGAUGGAACCAAGUUGGCAUACGAGGUACUCGGCUCCGACCACAAGGGGGCAUCAGUGCCGUUCGUGUAUGUCGGUGGGAUGACAACCUGUCGGGGAGACUCGGAGAAAGUAUCGUCGCUAGUGGCUAAACAUCGACAAGUGUUGAUCUAUGAUCACAGGGGCAUGGGGGAUUCCCGGGCUCGAGAAGAUGACCCUUUUACUAUCGAAACACUGGCAAGAGACCUUCUCGCUCUAAUCCAGCAUCUUCGGUGGAGCGAGGUUGCUCUUUGCGGACAUUCGAUGGGGGGCAUUGUUGUUCAGAGUCUUUUAUUUCUGCCCUUUCAUCGCACGAACCCGACUCCCUUACCUUUUCGUGUGACGCACGUUGUACUCGUUUGUACAUCAUUCAGACCCAACCCAGAGCCAUACGGACUCAAGUUACCGAAGAGACCGAAAGGACCCUUGACACCUGAAAUAAUCAGGGAGACUGUGCGCCUCUCUUUGCCCCCCGCCUUUGACCCCGAGUGGUUUGCUAGUGAAGGCAAUCAGAAGAGAAUUGAAGAGCUCAUAGAUCGCGCGUUCACUGGCAGACCAGUCAAGACAUUGUUACAACAAAAACGAGCAGCCUCUCAAUAUGAUUUCACUGGGUUUCAUUCUCACCUGUCACCGGACACUCAAUUCAUGAUUAUCCACGGUGAACUUGAUCAGGUCGCGCCUUUCACCAAUCUUCAGGGCUUUUUGACGCGUAUUCCAUGGGCGCGUGUGGUACCGGUAGGAGGUGGACCAGGUUCACUACCAACACUCCGUUUCGGUCAUGAUUGGAUCGAGUAUUUCGAUCCCCAGGUUUGGUGUGGCGUUUUCGAAGCGUUCUUGCAGACUAGACGUAAAGAGAAGGCUGUGCUGUAAUAACGAUUCGGCACCGUUGUAGUGUAUUGCAA
Molecule: messenger RNA, 1171 nt
Organism: Suillus discolor
Lineage: Eukaryota; Fungi; Basidiomycota; Agaricomycetes; Boletales; Suillaceae
Product: Alpha/Beta hydrolase protein
Exons: 6
Coding region: 225-1139 (304 amino acids)
Source: RefSeq, a predicted model, not a curated record